AUGUCUAGCGCCGUUGCCCAGAAUGCUUCAGCUGUACGGCCGCGCGCCGCCCCCAUUCAAGUCGACUCCAAAGCAGAGAAGACUCUUGCUCCCCCGGUGGGAAAGCUUGCUCUAGAUACAAGUGGCCGGUCCACCCCAGUCCCCGAAGAUGCACCCCCCUCAGCGCAUUCGAUCUCGACAGCCAGAAAGCAGGUGCGCGCACGCAACCGCCUGUUCUAUACCAUUGACUAUGUGCCCCGUGUGUCGCACUUUGAUCCUGACAGCGACUACCAUAAUUUCCGGGGUUUCUUCAUUCUCUUCUGGAUCGGCCUGGCCAUCAUGGUGGUGACCACGGCGCUGCGCAAUAUUAAGGAUACCGGCUAUCCGCUGCGGGUGUGGGUGUGGAGCCUGCUGACAGCCAAUGUGUAUGAGAUGGCACUCAGUGAUUUGGCCAUGGUUGUGACCUCGGGGCUCGUCUUGCCUCUGCACCGACUGUACCGGAGCGGGCCACGCUGGUUGCAGUGGUCCCGCGGGGGCAUGGUGGUGCAAAGUAUCAGCGAGGCUCUGUGGUUGUUUUUAUGGAUCAACUGGCCGUUCAUGCGCCUUUGGACCUGGACUGCCCAGGUGUUUUUCACUCUCCACACUUUGACGAUCUUGAUGAAGCUUCAUUCUUAUGCCUUUUACAAUGGACACCUGAGUGAAACUGAGCGUCGUCUUGCUGGUCUCGACAAGCCUGGUCCAGUGUCGCCGGAGUCCCCUGUUGCCGUUCGAUACCCGGAACCCCACCGACGCCGGCCGUCCAUGAAGCUGCAGCACGAACCCGACACCCCGACUGAACCAUUGCUCCGGCUGCGCGAGGAUCUAGCUACUGAGCUGACCUCGCCUCUGGGCAACAUCUCGUACCCGCAGAAUCUUAAUGUACGGAAUUACAUUGACUACCUCUUCUGCCCGACACUUUGCUACGAGUUGGAAUACCCGCGACGACAAGAACGACGUUGGGCCGAAAUUACAUACAAGGCCAUGGCUGUGUUUGGGUGUAUCUUCUUGUUGACCCUGACGAGCGAGGAAUUCAUCGUCCCCGUCCUGAGCGAGGCCAACGCCCAGCUGGGGCUCUUUUCCAGCACGGCAGACAAAGCGCUCAUCCUGGCUGAGACCAUCAGCAUGCUCCUGUUCCCGUUCAUGAUCACAUUUUUGUUGGUGUUCCUGGUCAUUUUCGAAUACGUGCUGGGCGCGUUUGCGGAGCUGACUCGUUUCGCUGAUCGCCACUUUUACUCGGACUGGUGGAACUCGUGUGACUGGCUCGAGUUCUCCCGCGAAUGGAAUGUUCCCGUCCACCACUUUCUGUUCCGUCACGUCUAUUUUCCCUCGCGGUCCCGCUUUUCUCAACCCGUGGCCAUGCUCAUUACAUUCUUGGUGAGCUCGGUCUUCCAUGAACUGGUCAUGAGUUGUAUCACCAAGAAGCUGCGCGGCUAUGGGUUCCUGGCCAUGAUGCUGCAGCUGCCCAUAGUUGCGGUGCAGAAGUCUCGAUUUUUCCGGGGACGGACCACUCUCAAUAAUAUCUUCUUUUGGUUUUCAAUGAUUCUGGGUUUGUCGAUGAUGUGCGUAUUCUAUGUGCUGGUUUAA
Penicillium alfredii is the source of this 1602-nucleotide messenger RNA. Its product is annotated as putative sterol o-acyltransferase (APE2). Gene Ontology annotation, molecular function: ergosterol O-acyltransferase activity. Gene Ontology annotation, cellular component: endoplasmic reticulum membrane. Gene Ontology annotation, biological process: ergosterol metabolic process. The record is from RefSeq and is a predicted model, not a curated record. Bases 1 to 1602 code for a protein of 533 amino acids. Lineage: Eukaryota; Fungi; Ascomycota; Eurotiomycetes; Eurotiales; Aspergillaceae. The transcript has 6 exons.